Molecule: messenger RNA, 663 nt
Organism: Microthlaspi erraticum
Lineage: Eukaryota; Viridiplantae; Streptophyta; Magnoliopsida; Brassicales; Brassicaceae
Source: the annotation of a GenBank genome assembly
AUGGAUCUAGAGCGAAAGCAGGCUUGUUGGAAACUUGAACUGGAGGUCUUAGAUAAGGAUUCGUCAUGGGUUAGUAAAUUUGAUCCUUCCAAAAAGAAGAAGAAGAAGAAGCCUCCUAUACGCGACGACGACCUCUUGUUCCAGAAAGGACGGCACUUUGCCGAGAAUAGCGAACCACACUGUCGUCAAUCUGGGAGACGGCUCCUUCCCGGUCACAAAUUUGAUCCAGAUUAUGGCUAUAAAGAGCUCUUGAGUAGGGUGUUUGGUAUGCUUUGUGAGGACGAUCUCGAGGUUCCUACGGAGAAGCCAAGAACAGUGAUGUUGCCUCCCAGGCUCCUUGCACAAGGGACUCAGAUAACUGUUUGUUCCAACUUUGCUCAACUCUGCACAACGAUGCAUAGGGAGCCAGAUCAUGUCAUGGGGUUCUUACUUGGCCAAAUGGAGACAAAAGGAUUGCUGGACAAACAGCAGCGGCUAGAGAUGAAGGGUAUAGUGUCUUGUCAGGAUUUCCAAGCUUUGUUCCGGAGAUACAUUGAUGCAUUCGUCAUCUGCAGCUGCUGCAAAAGUCCUGACACCGCUCUCACGGAGGAAAAUGGUCUUUUCACUCUCACAUGUGAGAUGUGUGGUUUAGCAGCAUCGAUCAAGGAACCGAAUCCCCUGUGA